AUGGGUGGUCAACCACCUUUACAACAACAACAACAACAACAACAACAGAAUUUUCAAUCCGCUCCUCCAGCGGCGAUGGGAGGAGGUAUAUCGCAAGGAAGCAGCAGAUACCCAAACCCAACGCCGCAAACAACGACGCAACAAGGGUAUCAACAAACACCGCAACAGCAAGAGAAUGUUGGUGGUGUUGGUGCGAGGACGUAUCCGCAGUAUCCCGGGACAACGAGCAGCGCUCCGCAACAACAACAACCGCAGUACGGAGGAGGACAACCGCAACAACAGCAGCAACAUUAUCAGCAAGGGAUGCCGAGUAGCGGGUAUAAUCCUCCACAAGCACCGCACAGCUUAAAUCAAGGGUUUCAGCGGUACGGUCCGCAGCCAACACCACAGUCUGCGGCUUCUAAAAUCGAUCCUUCGCAGAUUCCGAGACCGCGGCACGACUCGCACGCGGAUCGAACUAUUUUUGAUACUAGAAACCCACAAACGGGUGCUCCGAUGCACCCACCAGGAGCGACUUCGAAUUUUAUGGCGAGAGAUGUUGGGAACGCGAAUCCAAGGUUCAUUCGAUCGACCACGAGCACGAUUCCGAAUCAAUCUGAUUUGUUACAAACGUCCGGGAUGCCGUUGGCGGUGUUUGUCAAUCCUUUGGCGACUUUAAAAAACGACGAGGUGCAAGUUCCGAUCGUAGAUAACGGAGGAAUGGGUCCGGUGAGAUGUUUGCGAUGUAAAGCGUACGUGAACCCAGGAAUGCGAUGGGUGGAUCAUUUCCGAUUUGCGUGCAAUUUUUGCGCUCACUUGAGUGAGUGUCCUCGCGAAUACGCGUGCGCUUUAGGAUCUGACGGGAAAAGGCAAGAUUGGAUGCAACGUCCAGAGUUAUGCCGUGGAAGCGUAGAAUAUAUGGCUCCAGAAGAGUACAUGGUUCGAGCGCCAAUGCGACCAAGCUACUUCUUUGUUAUCGAUGCGAGUCCGUCGGCGGUCCAAAGCGGCGUGACGGUAUCGGCGUGUGAAGUCAUCUCUAGAACUUUGGAUAACAUUCAAGGCGGCGACACCGCGAGCGUGGGGAUUGCGACGUUCGAUGGUACCGUGCACUUUUACGCCAUUCGCGGAGACGAUGAGAACAACAACGCAAGCAACGAAAAUCAGGAGAAUGAAAAGCCGACGACGUCAAACGGCGCGACAAAAACGCCGAAAAUGCUCAUCGUUCCAGACGUGGACGAUCCCUAUGCGCCUCUGCCGAAAGAUCUACUCGUGAAUUUGAACAAGAACAAAGAAACACUUAAGACUUUAUUGAAACAAAUUCCAGAGAUGUUUGCGAAUUCGCGUCCAUCGGCGGUAGCGAGCGGCGCGGCUAUCAAAUCUGCCAUCGACGCUUUGAAGUAUAAGGGAGGGAAAGUUAUGCUCUUUCUCGGAUCGAUGUGUUCGGGUGGAUGGGGAAAACUGGAAGUGCGUACGCACUCUGGAAAUGUAGAAAAAGAACCUCUGAAAAUUAUGAAACCGGCGGAGAAAUGCUAUCAAGAUUGCGCAACGGAAGCUGCAGAAUAUCAAAUCGGCAUCGACAUUUUCGUGUGCGGUUCGCAACCUGUAGAUUUGGCAACUUUAGGCGUUUUGACGAGAACAACUGGUGGCACAUUGUAUAGAUACCCGAACUUUAACGUGCAGUUAGAUUUUGCGCAGUUGCUGAACGAUGUGCGAUGGAACUUUUUGCGACCACAAGGCAUGGAAGCGGUGAUGCGGGUUAGAGCUUCUCAAGGUUUAGGCGUCGCCGAAUACGGCGGAUAUUUCUGCAAACGCACGCCGACGGAUGUUGAUUUGCCAGUUUUGGAUGGGGAGAAAUCAAUCAUGGUCAACUUAAGAUACGAAGACAAGUUAGUAGACGGAGCGGAAGCGUACGUACAGUGCGCCUUGUUGUAUACGACGAUGACUGGAGAGCGCAGAAUUCGUGUCCAUACGCUCGCGUUACCGGUGACAUCUGUUCUCGGCACGUUAUUUAGAAACGCAGACUUAGAUGCGCAAACUUGCUUCAUGGUUCGGAAAGCUGCGAAUACACUUUUGGGUGGGAAACACACGAUUGCAGCCGCAAAAGAUGCCGCUUUGGCGCAAUGCGUGUCUUCCCUUUACGCUUAUCGUAAAUACUGCGCCUCCAACAACGCCUCCGGGCAACUCAUUUUACCUGAAGCGUUGAAGACUUUACCACUGUACACAAUUGGCAUGUACAAAUCGAACGGCUUGCGAUCAGAAGCUUCGGCGGACGAUCGCGCGAACUGGCUUUUUAGGAUGCUAAAGAGCGAUCCGUCUGAAACGACGCCUUCGGUAUAUCCGCGACUGUUUCCGUUGCACUUCAUCUUAGAGGACGAUGGAUUCCAAGCGAACCAAAAGCAGAGGCACGACGAUGGUGACCAGGCGGCGAGCAUUACCGAUUCCUUUCCGCCAUUUCCACCGUGUCAAUGGCUCUCCGCUGAAAAACUCGACGGCGAUGGCUUAUACCUUCUCGAAGACGGCGGCGAGAUGCUCGUUUGGGUCGGACGAAACUACCCGCAAGACCGGUUAAAAGAAGUCUUUGGUGUAGACACCGUAGACCAACUCGACGCUCGACGAUCCAUGCUUCCGCCAAACUUACCAAACGAAAGAAAUAAACGCAUGAACGCCUUCAUCAACUCCAUGCGUAAAGCUCGAUCUGGAUAUUUGCGCAUGCGCAUCUUGAAGCGAAACGACGCCAUGGAGACGUUGUUUUAUAACCGCUUAAUCGAAGAUAGAAGCGUUGCGGGAAUGUCUUACGUAGAGUUUCUCUGUCACGUUCACAGAUUGAUUCAAAACAAGUUCACUUAG
Bathycoccus prasinos is the source of this 2826-nucleotide messenger RNA. RefSeq lists its product with no specific name. The coding region runs from base 1 to 2826 and encodes 941 amino acids. Gene Ontology annotation, cellular component: endoplasmic reticulum exit site; COPII vesicle coat. Gene Ontology annotation, biological process: COPII-coated vesicle cargo loading; intracellular protein transport; endoplasmic reticulum to Golgi vesicle-mediated transport. The transcript has a single exon. The record is from RefSeq and is a predicted model, not a curated record. NCBI's taxonomy places the organism in Eukaryota, Viridiplantae, Chlorophyta, Mamiellophyceae, Mamiellales, Bathycoccaceae. Gene Ontology annotation, molecular function: SNARE binding; zinc ion binding.